Fragaria vesca subsp. vesca is the source of this 2565-nucleotide messenger RNA. Its product is annotated as probable alpha,alpha-trehalose-phosphate synthase [UDP-forming] 7-like. Lineage: Eukaryota; Viridiplantae; Streptophyta; Magnoliopsida; Rosales; Rosaceae. The coding region runs from base 1 to 2565 and encodes 854 amino acids. The record is from RefSeq and is a predicted model, not a curated record. Gene Ontology annotation, cellular component: cytosol. Gene Ontology annotation, molecular function: catalytic activity. Gene Ontology annotation, biological process: trehalose biosynthetic process. The transcript has 3 exons.
AUGUCAAAAUCGUACAUAAAUCUGUUGGAUUUGGCAUCGGGGAACUUCCCUACAAUGGAGGGGAGAAGGAGAAGGAUGCCAAGGGUGAACACAGCUCCGGGGAACUUGUCAGAUAUUGAGGAUGAUCAAGCGCGCAGUGUGUCAUCUGAUCAACCAUCCUCGCUUUCUUCUGAUCGGGUGAUUAUUGUUGCAAACCAACUUCCAUUGAAAGCAAAGCGAAGAGAGGAUAAUACAGGGUGGAAUUUCAGUUGGAAUGAGGAUUCUUUGCUAUUGCAACUUAAAGAUGGGCUGCCAGAUGACAUGGAGGUUCUUUAUAUAGGAUCAUUGAGGGUUCAUGUUGAUCCUAUUGACCAGGAGGAUGUAUCACAAAUAUUACUGGAUGAAUUCAAGUGUGUUCCCACUUUUCUCCCCCCUGAUAUUAUGAAAAAAUUCUAUGAUGGUUUCUGCAAGAAGCAUUUGUGGCCAUUAUUUCAUUACAUGAUGCCCUUUUCAGCUGAGCAAGGAGGCAGAUUUGAUCGGUCUUUGUGGGAAGCAUAUAUUUCAGCUAAUAAGUUGUUUUUUCAAAGAGUAGUUGAGCUUAUAAACCCAGAUGAAGAUUAUAUCUGGAUUCAUGAUUACCAUUUGAUGGUGUUGCCGACCUUCUUGAGGAGGCGUUUUAGUCGGGUUAGAAUGGGAUUUUUCCUUCACAGCCCAUUUCCCUCAUCAGAGAUCUACAGAACUCUUCCUGUAAGAGAAGAAAUACUUAAAGCUUUACUCAACUCGGAUAUUAUUGGUUUCCACACCUUUGACUAUGCUCGUCAUUUCCUUACUUGUUGUAGCCGAAUGUUGGGCUUGGUAUAUCAGUCAAAGAGAGGCUAUUUAGGAUUAGAAUAUUAUGGAAGGACUAUUAGGAUUAAGAUUAUGGCAGUUGGAGUUCAUAUGGGUUGGAUACAGUCGAUGAUGAAAAUUGCAGAUGAGGACUGUACUAUGAGAGAGCUUACACAAAAAUUUAAAGGGAAAACAAUGUUUCUUGGUGUCGAUGAUAUGGAUAUAUUUAAAGGUAUUAAUUUGAAACUUUUAGCAAUGGAGCAGAUGCUCAAGCAGCAUCCUAACUGGCAAGGAAAGGCUGUGCUAGUCCAGAUUCUAAACCCUGCUAGAGGUAAAGGGAUAGAUUUAGAGGAAGUACGAGAAGAAAUACAAGAAAACAGCCAGAGGAUAAAUGAAGAAUUUGGGAAACCGGGUUAUAAACCUAUAAUCAUUAUCGAUAGGCCAGUUUCCAUUAGUGAGAGGGUUUCCUAUUACAACAUGGCUGAGUGUGUUGUUGUGACAGCCGUUAGAGAUGGGAUGAACCUUAUUCCCUAUGAAUAUGUGGUCUGUAGACAAGGAAUAUCUGGUUCCAAAUCAUGUUCAAACUUUGAUGCCCCAAAGGAGAGCAUGUUAGUGGUGUCAGAGUUUAUUGGAUGCUCUCCAUCUCUUAGUGGGGCAAUCCGUGUUAACCCAUGGAAUGUUGAAGCAACUGCAGAGGCAAUGAAUGUUGCUAUAUCAAUGGAUAAUUCAGAGAGACAAUUACAGCAUGAGAAGCAUUACCAGUAUAUCAGUACGCAUGAUGUGGCUUAUUGGUCACGUAGUUUCUUGCAAGACAUGCAGAGAAGUUGUGCAGACCAUUUUAAGAGAAGAUGUUGGGGAAUUGGCUUUGGCUUUGGAUUCAGAGUUGUGGCACUUGAUCCUAAUUUCAGAAAGCUUUCAAUUGAUACUAUUGUAACAGCUUACAGAGGAGCAACAACUAGAGCCAUUCUGUUGGAUUAUGAUGGUACUGUAAUGCCCCAGCACUCAAUUGACAAGUCCCCAAGUCAGAAGGUAAUCGCAAUUAUGAACAUGCUCUGUGCCGAUCCAAAAAAUACGGUUUUCAUCGUCACUGGUAGAGGGAGGGAGAGCUUAAGCAAGUGGUUUUCUCCAUGCCAGGGGCUUGGAAUUGCAGCAGAACAUGGAUACUUCCUAAGAUGGUCUCAAGAUGAGGACUGGGAAAUCUGUAUGCAAGGUUUGGGGUUUGGUUGGAUGAAAAUAGCUGAACCAGUGAUGAAAUUGUAUACUGAGGCUACUGAUGGUUCUUCUAUUGAAAUUAAGGAAAGUGCUAUGGUUUGGCAAUAUCGAGAUGCAGACUCAGGAUUUGGGUCCUCCCAGGCAAAAGAGAUGUUGGAUCAUCUAGAAAGUGUCUUGGCAAAUGAACCUGUUGCGGUCAAGCGGGGCCAGUUUAUUGUAGACGUGAAACCUCAGGGAGUCAGUAAAGGGCUUGUUGCGGAGAAGAUUUUCACAUCAAUGGCUGCAAAUGGAAAACAUGCCGACUUUGUUCUUUGUAUUGGUGAUGACAGAUCUGAUGAGGACAUGUUUGAGAUAUUUGGCCAUGCGAAGUUGAAAGAUAUUCUUUCCCCUAAUCCUGCAAUUUUUGCCUGCACAGUUGGACAAAAGCCAAGCAAGGCUACAUAUUACUUGGACGACACAACUGAGGUGAUCACCAUGCUUGAAUCUCUUGCUGAAGCCUUUGAUACUUUACCACCCAGUGAAGGAGGAUAUGAGAGCGAUCCUUGA